AUGGAGAGUAGCACUGUCGCAAUUACAACGACGAUCAAGGAGAUAGAAACAAUUGCCGCUCCCCCAAUAACCACCACAGAGCCAAAAGUCUCUACAAGCACUGUGACCGAAACUUCCACCAUCACUCAACUGGACGCGUCCACUACUCUAUCGACGACGAUAUCGAUUUCUACGGAUACCGAGGUGGUUCUAUCAACCAUCACAGAAACUAAAGCAGCCACCACAGUGAUUGAUACAGUCACUUCGACUCAAAGCUUCACCACCACCAUUACUUACACGGAGACUCAGGCUAUAAGCACCACUACAGCAACUAUCAUCAGCACUGAAACUCCAGCUGUAUCGACAUCGAUCUCGACGCUGAGCCUGAUUGAUACGAUCACCUUCACGGAAGCUCAAGCAACAACAGCUUCGACCGUGACACUGACCACGACGGGACCCACAAUCACAAUUACGUCAGAGUUGCUUGGGACUACAAGUGUGACGAUUAGCAUGAUCAUGUCGACUGCUGUCGGUCCGAUCAUUACGAUAACCACUACUUCAAUUGACGAAGUACUGUUACCUACCACAAUCACAAACACAAUUGAAAUUCCAGCGGCUACGAGUACGACUGUAUCGACCUCGACUUUAGCUGCAACCACAGUUAUCAGCACAGUAGAACUUUCGGGCCCCACAACCACAGUGACUUUAGAGACUCCUGGACCGGCAAGUACCACGACUCUUACCACUAGCAUUGCGGCCACGACGACAACCGAGACCGAAUUCGAGACAAGAACCGAGAGCUUCACCAUAACGGCACCUGAGCCAGCGAUCGUCGUUACAGUCUCGGUAACAGAGACUGUUCUCAACACGAUUCCGACAACGUUGACCAUUACCAGUAUCAGCGCAACUACCCAGACUGUAUCGGCCUCUAUCUCCGGCAUCGUCACAUGUCCUAGCAGGAUCAUCAAUCCAACAUACACUCCUCCUACUCCACUUCCCUCAAACUACCUGUGGGGAUGUCCUCCAGGCAAGCUCUGCCACCCCAAACGAGAGAACUGCAACUUCGAACAGAACCCACCUGCCGAGAGCUACGUUUGUGCUCCAGAAGAGUGCCUACCAGUAGCCGAUCUCCCACCACUAGAAACAUGGCUUGACUACGAAAACAUCAACGAUACCUGUGCCUGGCUCACCCCAAUAGACGACUACUUCAAUAUCAACCCAACCUUCUUCGAUCUCGAUUUCGACAUCUUCAACAUCUACGGUCAGCCAUGUUGCGAGACUCAGACCACAGCCUCGACGACAACGACCACGAUCACCAUCUAUCCAUCAAGCACUACAUGGGCAGCCUGGACCAGGCCCGCAGCCACAUCGCCCUCACCACCGCACAUCACCAAGCGCACAGAACUAUCCGAUGGCAACAUCAACAGGAGAGCCAUCCUAGUUGCAAGCCAGUGCUAUGCAGUCUGCGACUAUGCCGCCGCAGUCUACCAGAGUGUCGGCAAAGAUCCUGCACUUUGCGCAGCAGAUGGGCAAUGGAGCACUGCGUUGGCGAGGGUGACUUCGUGUACCAACAAGUACGCUGCUACUGGCGUGGCCAGCGUGGCGUCGAUUCUGAACGAGCCGGUCUUGUACUGCAAUACACAGCCUCAGAGGAGAUUUGACCUCUUUGGUAGAGCGGCAUUUGCGUAG
Messenger RNA from Lithohypha guttulata, 1668 nucleotides. RefSeq lists its product as uncharacterized. Lineage: Eukaryota; Fungi; Ascomycota; Eurotiomycetes; Chaetothyriales; Trichomeriaceae. The record is from RefSeq and is a predicted model, not a curated record. The transcript is spliced from 2 exons. The coding region runs from base 1 to 1668 and encodes 555 amino acids.